AACAUCUCUGCUUUUCAGCUUUAAAUUAUUCUACACCAAAUGGCUUCGACUAGUCAAGAAGUAGUGGUGGCGCCACCUGUUGAUGCUCACAACCUGCGCAAAGAUAAGAGUUUAUGGCGUGAUCUAACCUCCUAUUGGAUUUUGGGUUUAUGCAAUAAUUAUGGUUAUGUGGUAAUGUUAAGUGCAGCUCAUGAUAUUAUAGGACAAUUUCAUCAUGAUGAACCACCUUCAAAUGAUAAUGAAGGCGGUAAUGGUCGAGAAUGCCAUAUUGUUUCAACAGGUGCUAUUUUAUUGGCUGAUAUUCUGCCCUCCCUAUUCGUAAAGAUUAUUAUGCCUUUCUUUCCGUUUUGGGUUCAUUUCCGCAUUGCUACAGCUGUUCUCUUCUCUGCUGCCGGUUUUCUUUUUGUGGGUUUCGCCAAUGCCGAAUGGAUGGCCCUACUAGGUGUUAUUAUCACCUCCGCUAGUUCUGGCAUAGGAGAGACAACCUUUCUAGCCUAUUCUUCCCACUUUAACAAAAACGUAGUGUCAACUUGGUCUUCUGGUACCGGAGGAGCUGGAGUUAUUGGCUCUCUGUCUUAUGCCACCUUAAGAUCGUUAAAUGUCAGUCCUCGUGAUACAAUGCUAAUAAUGUUAAUAUUUCCCUUUAUAGAGGCUUUAUCAUUUUGGAUUUUGUUGAGAAAACCUUCUGUUUUACCUGUAACAGCUGUAGAAUCUACUGAGGAGUUGAUAAUAGAUGAUAAACCUUUGCAGGGUUUCAAGGAAAAGUUUUUCUAUAUCAAAAACUUGAUCAAAUAUAUGGUACCCUUGGCUUUGGUUUAUUUCUUUGAGUAUUUCAUAAAUCAAGGAUUGUUUGAAUUGGUUUUCUUCGAAAACACUUUCCUGGACAAAGCUUCUCAAUACAGAUGGCUUAAUGUGGACUAUCAAAUAGGCGUUUUCAUUUCCCGCUCCUCGGUCAAUAUUUUCCAAUUGGACAAGAUUUGGUUAAUGUCUGUGUUCCAAUUAGUCAAUGUGGUAUAUUUCCUUACCGAGGUCAUCUAUUUCUAUACACCUAGCAUUUGGAUUACAUUUGUCAUUGUCUUGUGGGAGGGUCUGUUGGGCGGUGGUGCCUAUGUUAAUACUUUCUAUAGAAUGUCAAAGGAAAUACCUCCCGGUCGACGACAAUUUGCCAUGGCCAUGGUGGUUCAAUCCGAUUCGUAUGGUAUUGCUUUGGCCGGUUUUCUAGCCAUUCCAGUACAUAAUGCCAUUUGUGCUUUACCGGCAGCUGUGAGAAGUGUCACAUGGUAAAUGCGGCCAGUAUUAGUUAGUUAUUGUCUUAGUUUUAAUUUAGUUUGAAUGUGCAAAAUGUUAAAUGUAGCUUGUUGUGUACAUUAAUUUUAAGACUGUCCCAAAGGAAAGAUGUAUGUAAAUUUAACUAUAUUUGAUUUAUAGUUAAACAGUUAAGAAUUUAAUAUUUAGUUGUAAGAUGAUAGAAAAGACGAAAAGUGAAAAUGUAAAAAAAUAUUUAGAAAAUACAAAACAAUUUAUAAUUUAAGCCUUAAAGUAGGCUUCAGUUUUCAGAAUACGUA
Messenger RNA from Lucilia cuprina (Australian sheep blowfly), 1565 nucleotides. It is a transcript of the gene Cln3, whose product is annotated as battenin. Gene Ontology annotation, cellular component: membrane; lysosome. Gene Ontology annotation, biological process: regulation of intracellular pH; lysosome organization. The transcript has 5 exons. Lineage: Eukaryota; Metazoa; Arthropoda; Insecta; Diptera; Calliphoridae. The record is from RefSeq and is a predicted model, not a curated record. Bases 40 to 1284 code for a protein of 414 amino acids.